Kockovaella imperatae is the source of this 1763-nucleotide messenger RNA. RefSeq names its product inosine 5'-monophosphate dehydrogenase. Lineage: Eukaryota; Fungi; Basidiomycota; Tremellomycetes; Tremellales; Cuniculitremaceae. The transcript is spliced from 4 exons. Gene Ontology annotation, biological process: GTP biosynthetic process. Gene Ontology annotation, molecular function: IMP dehydrogenase activity. Gene Ontology annotation, cellular component: cytoplasm. Bases 73 to 1731 code for a protein of 552 amino acids. The record is from RefSeq and is a predicted model, not a curated record.
GUUAGCGGUAUUGCUCAUCACAUCUAACCUAUUGCGCCUGCCCAUCUUGUAACUUGUACCCACUGCUUCACCAUGUCCCCUCAUGCCAACGGCAACUCCCACGCUGGCUCAUCAUCCGUUCCUUCUCGUUCCGCCGAGCCGCUUCAAGCAUCCGAAGCUCUGUCGGUGCUGGAGUCUUACCACCAUGGAGAUGGAUUGUCAGUCUCGAAGCUGAUGGACUCGAGACGAAAUGGAGGAUUGACUUACAAUGACUUUCUCAUCCUCCCCGGCCACAUUUCAUUCCCUGCUUCCGCCGUGUCCCUGCAGACCAAGGUCACACGAAAGAUCACACUCAACACUCCAUUCCUCUCCUCGCCUAUGGACACUGUGACGGAAGAGCGCAUGGCCAUUUCACUCGCUCUCCAUGGAGGAUUGGGUAUCAUUCACCACAACUGUACUGCUGAAGCUCAAGCCGCCAUGGUCCGCAAGGUCAAAAAGUAUGAGAAUGGAUUCAUCACCGAUCCAAUCUGCUUGGGUCCAGAUGGAGUUGUCGGAGACGUGCUCGACAUCAAGGCGAAGUUUGGUUUCUGCGGAGUUCCCAUCACUGAGACCGGCAAGAUUGGCGGCAAGCUCCUCGGUAUCGUGACUGGUCGAGAUGUCCAGUUCAGAGACCCAUCCGCCACCCUCAAAUCUGUCAUGACCACCGAACUCGUUACUGCCAACUCUGGCAUCACCUUGGAGCAAGCCAACACCAUUCUCAGAGAUUCCAAGAAGGGCAAGCUUCCCAUUGUCGAUGCUUCUGGCCACUUGCUGUCCCUCGUUGCUCGAUCCGAUCUGCUCAAAAACCAAAACUUCCCCCUUGCUUCCAAGGAACCCAACAGCAAGCAAUUGUACUGUGGUGCUGCCAUCGGUACCCGGCCAGGCGACAAGGACAGGCUUAAGCUUUUGGUCGAAGCAGGUCUUGACGUUGUCGUCCUUGACUCGAGUCAAGGCAAUUCAGUCUACCAAAUUGAGUUCAUCCAAUGGAUCAAGUCGACUUUCCCACAUCUUGAAGUGAUCGCUGGAAACGUCGUCACUCGUGAACAAGCAGCUCAGCUCAUCGCUGCUGGCGCCGAUGCUCUCAGGAUCGGCAUGGGUAGUGGAUCCAUUUGUAUCACUCAAGAGGUCAUGGCCGUGGGACGUCCUCAGGGAACGGCCGUCCACGCGGUGUCAGAGUUCGCCAGCCGGUUCGGCGUUCCCACCAUUGCCGACGGAGGUAUCGGAAACAUUGGGCACAUUGCCAAGGCCAUUGCCCUCGGAGCCAGUGCCGUCAUGAUGGGAGGUCUGUUGGCAGGUACCACUGAAUCACCCGGAGAAUACUUCUACCACGAGGGCAAACGAGUCAAGAUUUACCGAGGUAUGGGGUCCAUCGAAGCCAUGGAACACACUGCCAAGGGCGUUCAGGCCGCUGCGGCAUCCAGCGUCGGUCUCGACAACGCCGCCACUGCCAGAUACUUCUCGGAGGCCGACACUGUCAAGGUGGCUCAGGGUGUUUCUGGAGAUGUGGCGGACAAAGGCAGUAUCACCAAAUUCGUCCCGUAUCUCUACACUGGUCUUCAACAUUCUCUGCAGGACAUGGGAGUGAAGAGUGUUACGGAUUUGCAACGUGACUGCCGCGCAGGAAUCGUGCGAUUCGAGUUGAGAACCGCUUCUGCCCAGGUCGAAGGAGGCGUCCACGGUCUCAACAGCUACACCAAGCGUCUGUUUGCUUAGGCUUCAUUACAUGUCAUGCAUGUCUACUGUAC